GGGGCAGACGCGCGCCCUCGCAGCGCAGCGCGGGGAGCAGGACAGAUCUGUGAGCAGACGGCGGGGGUAUCCGUGCGGAGUUUCCCGCGGCGUUCCCAAGUUACUGCGUGCUGUCGUGAGACGUGCUUCUGCCUGGCAGGACAGGCGUGAGGACUGAGCUCUCGUGCGCUUGGCCGGGAAAGCAAUGUUGACAGACACCAGGUGCAACGCGAGGGAAGUAGGGUGAGAGCGAAUCCCAACCCACUCCAGAUGCAAAGGUAAACAGCCGCCGUCUGCAAGGCUGUCCUCAAAGCGGUACUCAGCGGACCCCUCCCUGGACCUUGGAUGGAUGCAGGGUGCAACUCCGGGCAGCCUGUGCCGCCGUUUUUUGGCAGAGGUCUGAGGCCAGAAGGAGGUGUGUGCCUGUGGGAGCAGGAGUCCUUUGAACUGCCAGCACUGGACUCCUUUGGCCUUGUGUGAAUGUGGAUCCCACUUAAGGUUGCUCCCCCCACUCCCUUCUUGUAUUAGCAUUCAGCUGAUCGGGUGCAUCAUCAGGGUUUGUCUCCAGCUCUUUCUGGUUGUAUCCUACGUAUGAGCUGGAAAAAGGGCGCCCAGUUUCUCUGGAACGCAUACCGGACUUGGACUUCUUCACGGGUUCACUUGGCAUAGGGCUAGUUGUUGGCAUUCAGUAUUCUAGUGUGGAUUAAUGCGAAAGGACCUUUGUUCUGAAUGCCUCACCUUCAAGAUCCUUAACCCUUCGGAUUUCUUAGAUGUCAUAGUUCAGGAAUCUACUACAUCAUUCCUUGGCAACAGCUACUCAGCACUGCUGACCUCUUCCACUCAGUCCAGCACUCUACAAAUUAUUAUCUCUGAACUCCCAGCUGACACUCUGCCGGAGGCAAAAGCUACGAAGCCAACUAGAACUGUGCCUUUUCUCUUUUCAAGGUUCUUUUCUUAUAUAGCAAAAAGGAAGAAAAAAAAAGAUGAAGCUGGGCAAAGUAGAGUUGUGCCAUUUUCUACAGCUAAUAGCUCUCUUCCUGUGCUUCUCUGGGAUGAGUCAAGCUGAGUUGCCAAGGUCCAGAUCCAAGCCGUAUUUCCAAUCAGGGAGGUCCCGAACGAAGCGCAGCUGGGUAUGGAAUCAGUUCUUCGUGCUGGAAGAAUACAUGGGUUCAGAUCCCCUCUAUGUAGGCAAGCUUCACUCUGAUGUUGAUAAAGGAGAUGGUUCCAUCAAAUACAUCUUGUCAGGCGAAGGGGCAAGUUCCAUUUUCAUUAUUGAUGAGAACACUGGGGAUAUUCAUGCCACCAAGAGAUUGGAUCGGGAGGAGCAGGCCUAUUAUACACUCAGAGCCCAAGCUCUGGACAGACUCACCAACAAGCCUGUGGAGCCUGAAUCUGAAUUUGUAAUAAAAAUUCAGGAUAUCAAUGACAAUGAACCCAAAUUUCUGGAUGGCCCAUACACAGCUGGAGUUCCUGAAAUGUCUCCUGUGGGGACUUCAGUGGUACAAGUGACAGCCACAGAUGCUGAUGAUCCUACCUAUGGCAACAGUGCUCGGGUGGUCUACAGUAUUCUUCAAGGACAGCCAUACUUUUCAGUGGAACCAAAGACAGGAGUCAUCAAGACUGCCCUUCCAAACAUGGAUAGAGAGGCUAAAGACCAGUAUUUGCUUGUCAUUCAGGCAAAGGAUAUGGUUGGUCAAAAUGGCGGACUGUCUGGAACCACUUCAGUCACCGUGACCCUAACGGAUGUCAAUGAUAACCCACCUCGCUUUCCACGAAGAUCUUACCAGUAUAAUGUUCCAGAAUCUUUGCCUGUAGCAUCUGUCGUGGCCAGAAUUAAAGCUGCUGAUGCAGAUAUAGGAGUUAAUGCAGAAAUGGAAUACAAAAUAGUGGAUGGUGAUGGACUGGGGAUUUUCAAGAUAUCUGCUGACAAAGACACACAGGAAGGAAUCAUUACAAUACAGAAGGAACUUGAUUUUGAAGCCAAAACAAGUUACACACUGCGCAUAGAAGCUGCAAAUCGUGAUGCUGAUCCCCGCUUUCUAAGUUUGGGUCCAUUCAGUGACACCACAACUGUAAAGAUAAUUGUGGAAGAUGUAGAUGAGCCCCCUGUGUUUUCUUCACCCUUGUACCCCAUGGAAGUUUCAGAAGCUACACAGGUGGGGAAUAUCAUUGGGACUGUAGCAGCUCAUGACCCGGAUUCUUCCAACAGCCCCGUGAGAUAUUCAAUUGACAGAAAUACAGAUUUGGAGAGAUAUUUCAAUAUCGACGCUAACAGUGGAGUUAUCACUACUGCCAAAUCAUUGGAUCGAGAGACAAAUGCUGUUCAUAACAUUACAGUCCUUGCAAUGGAAAGCCAGAAUCCAUCUCAGGUUGGGAGAGGCUAUGUGGCCAUCACUAUCCUGGACAUUAAUGACAAUGCACCUGAGUUUGCCAUGGACUAUGAAACCACUGUCUGUGAAAAUGCUCAGCCUGGGCAGGUUAUCCAGAAAAUCAGUGCUGUUGAUAAAGAUGAGCCAUCUAAUGGACACCAGUUUUACUUCAGCUUAACAACAGAAACAACAAAUAACCACAACUUUUCACUGAAAGAUAACAAAGACAACACAGCCUCAGUACUCACCAGGAGAAAUGGCUUCCGAAGACAGGAGCAAUCAAUUUACUACCUGCCAAUUUUCAUUGUGGACAGUGGAUCCCCUUCACUAAGCAGCACCAACACACUUACCAUCCGCGUCUGUGACUGUGAUGCUGAUGGUGUAGCACAGACCUGCAAUGCAGAGGCCUACGUUCUACCCGCUGGUCUCAGCACUGGGGCCCUGAUAGCAAUACUGGCCUGUGUCUUGACACUAUUGGUGCUGAUCCUCCUCAUUGUCACUAUGAGAAGACGAAAAAAAGAGCCUCUCAUUUUUGACGAGGAGAGGGACAUUAGAGAAAACAUCGUCAGAUAUGAUGACGAAGGCGGGGGAGAAGAAGACACGGAAGCCUUUGACAUGGCUGCGCUGAGAAACCUCAACGUCAUACGAGACACCAAAACCCGCAGAGAUGUGACUCCUGAAAUUCAGUUCUUGAGUCGACCGACUUUUAAAAGCAUCCCAGAUAAUGUCAUUUUUAGGGAAUUUAUUUGGGAAAGACUGAAAGAAGCUGAUGUGGAUCCAGGGGCUCCACCAUAUGACUCUCUGCAGACCUACGCAUUUGAAGGAAACGGCUCAGUUGCUGAAUCCCUCAGUUCUUUAGAUUCCAUCAGCUCAAACUCUGAUCAGAAUUAUGAUUACCUAAGUGACUGGGGUCCCCGCUUUAAACGACUGGCUGACAUGUAUGGAAAUGGCCAAGAGACCUUGUACUCAUAGCCUUGGACAGUUAAUUUGAAAUGUACUGAAUAAAAAGGGAGCAGAAAAAAGAAGAAGAAAUAAAAAAAGAACAACUUUAAAAGAGAAGAAAAGAGGGAAGUAUUACAUACAGUAAACAAGAACUUUACUUGUGGGACAAAAGAGAUUGUAAAUAUAUCUCCAUUUUAACUGUUAAGGUUUCUGCCUUCCUAAAACAUUCAUUAUAUUAUACAAGGGUUUUCACUGACCACAGAGUCUGAGCAUUUGAAGUCUAUUAUUUAUUUAUUUAUUUAUUUAUUUAUUUUGAUAAAAAGGAAUACCUAGGUUUUUUUUGAAUAGAUAGCAACUCUCCUAUACUUGCAAAGGCACCUAAACUGCCUUAUCAAGUCAUGUCCUGUGUUGUCAGUUAAUCAAGGAUACCCUGUACAAAUAUUCAUGGUACCCUCUCUGUGAAGAAUAGAGCAUGGCGUGCCCUUGAAAAAUCCCAGAACUUCUUGCCUAUAAAAUCUUGGAAGAAUUUUACUUCUACUGAAGCUUUUAUGCUUGUUAUAAGAUAGAAUUCAACAUGAUUUUAUUGCUGUUGGUACACAGAAAUAUUUUAUUUAGGAAUAUACAAAUCUUCAUAAUAUCUUAUCUUAGUGAGACUUUCAAUAAAAAACAAUAAAGUUUAAUUUAAGACAACAUAAAUCAUAGUUUUGUCAACAAUUUUAGAAGGUGGUCCCAUUAGAGAAAAAAUCGUUAAUAAUUCUCCAAGUUCCAAGUUUUGAAAUCUGGUGUAGGUAUGUUUUAAAAACAUAGUUGCUGUCUAUUCAUUAAUUUUUAUUAUCUCUUCUGAUUUGUACAGGAGAAUAUAUUUUUAUUUGACACAUAGUAUUGUGUUUAUUUUGGGACUCCAGUCUCCAAUCUAUUCAGGUUCAUCUUAUGGCCUCAUGGUAUUAAGCUCAUCAGGACAUGCUGAGUUUUCUGCAGCUUGGACUACAGUAAGGAGAUGAAGCAUGGAAAUGGAGAAAUAACUACACUGCAACUGAGCCUCAUUUCCUCUCACAUCUCAAACAGGAGCAUAGCUCCAUGGAAGUUCACAUUUUUCUUCUGAGCCACUAGAGAGUACAAAACUGGCAAUAAGCUAUUUGAGUUUCAGUAAGGCGUUGGAGAGAGUUGAUAUUUUUCAUUGAUACAUGAAUUACUUUCCAAAAUCAUGAGUUCUGUAUGCUCUAAAAGACUUGUUUCCCAGCUUAUUUUGGUGUAACACAUUGAUUGAAAGAUUGAGUUUUUAAAUAUAUUUUUAAAUGUAUGAUACCAUAUAUUUUCAGUCCAUUGUGUCCCCAAGUAAUGAAUAAUGUGUAGUAUCUCUAUAGUUUGGAUGUGUCAAAGGGAAGGCAGAGAUUUCAAGUAAUCACAUGUGUUUAAGAUCAAGGUGGAGGUCUCAGAAUAAGCUGACUUGUAAACAAUAAUAAAUGUACUUAUUUUUCCUGAAUUAAUACUAGUUUACUGUGAAUAUAAGUAAGAAAGAAUGGAUUUAUUUUUUCUUUAUUUAUUUAAAAUUAAAUAAUUAUUGGGUUUUGAGUAAAUGUAGAGGUAACACUGGGUAUGUUUUGUGUUCUAAAAUUCUACCUUACGAGAAGCAAAAUUGAGAAAAAGAAUAUUAUGUUGAUUAAGUGAGAAGCUACGUAGCAUUUUGUAACUUUCAGUCCAUCAUUAGAAAUUGAAUAUAUGAAAGAGGCCUUCAGCUUCAUAUUCUGAGUAAUUCAAUAAAUUUGAUUAUCUGCCAACA
Messenger RNA from Mesocricetus auratus (golden hamster), 5070 nucleotides. It is a transcript of the gene Cdh7, whose product is annotated as cadherin 7. The record is from RefSeq and is a predicted model, not a curated record. NCBI's taxonomy places the organism in Eukaryota, Metazoa, Chordata, Mammalia, Rodentia, Cricetidae. The transcript has 12 exons. Gene Ontology annotation, molecular function: cadherin binding; calcium ion binding. Gene Ontology annotation, biological process: cell morphogenesis; calcium-dependent cell-cell adhesion; homophilic cell-cell adhesion. The coding region runs from base 963 to 3320 and encodes 785 amino acids. Gene Ontology annotation, cellular component: adherens junction; catenin complex; plasma membrane.